GGUUUGUACGCUAUAAUGUGACGCAUGUUCUGCUUUACAAGCUGAUCUGACUGAACGUCCUCUAGUUUCGACGACUUUUGCAUUCUAACCGUGACCAUUGCUUAUUUUCACUCGAACAAUGUCUUGCUGUGCUAGUGAUAAGUCUUCUGACUUGACUGCGACCAUGGACGUCCAAUCGGAGGGCGAGGUUCUAGACAGUGUGAAAGAAUAUUAUGGGAAAGUUUUGAAAACUGAUAAAGAUCUGAAGACUAAUGCAUGUACGGGCGGUAUGCGGAUGCCGAAACAUAUACGUGAUGCUUUAUCUAAGGUGCACGAUGAGGUAGUUACAAAAUACUAUGGCUGUGGGUUAGUCAUUCCGGACAGCUUGGAGGGUUGCAGUGUAUUGGAUCUCGGUAGCGGAUCAGGACGAGAUUGUUACACUGUGGCACAGUUAGUUGGUGCUAAAGGCAGCGUUACUGGGAUUGAUAUGACUGAUGAACAGCUUGACGUAGCAAAUAAAUAUAAGGAAUAUCACAGAGAAUUAUUUGGGUACAGUGAGAACAAUGUACACUUCGUGAAAGGAUAUAUUGAAAAACUUGGUGAGGCUGGUCUAAAGGACAACACCUUCGAUGUAAUAAUAUCAAAUUGUGUUGUUAAUCUGUCUCCUGACAAGCGUGCUGUACUGUCGGAAGCAUUCCGUGUAUUGAAACCUGGUGGUGAGCUCUAUUUCAGUGAUGUGUAUGCAAGUAAGCCUGUACCAAAAGAAGUGCAAGAAAACAAAGUAUUAUGGGGUGAAUGCAUAUCUGGUGCUUUAUACUGGGAUGAUUUGAUGAAGAUCGCCAAAGAAGUUGGCUUCACAAAACCACGCUUAGUUACAGCAUCACAUAUCUCUAUAGACAAUGAAAAACUUCAAUCCAUUGUUGGUGACAUCAAGUUUGUGUCAGCCACUUACCGACUGUUCAAGAUACCAGCUGAUGUGAAUUACGAGGCAACCCAAGGAAUCUAUGAUGGCACAAUAACUGCCUGUGAAAAAGGAUUUGUCUUUGACGCUCAGAAUGAAUUCAAAACAGGAGAUGUGGUCAAAAUUGAUUCUGAUUUGGCCACUAUUUUACGGUCCACAAGAUUUGCAGAUGAUUUUAGUUUUCAACCAACAACCGACACAGACCAAUCUAAAGCGGGAUGCUGUCUCCCAACAAAGGAGAACAAUGCAGAUCCUUUUAAAUUCAUGGAAAUAUCUGAUUCAUGCACAACUGGCGGUAAGUGUCAAUUAGGAGGAAGCUGCGGCAGUGGUGGUAGCAAAUCAUGCGGCAGUGGUGGUAGCAAAUCAUGCGCCAGUGGUGGUAACAAGUCUUGUGGCAGCGACAAGUCAUGCGGUACUGGAGCAUGUGGGAAAAAGGAAGAUAGCUGCUGCAAAUCUAAAAGCAGUGGAUGUUGUUAAUUGUGGAUCAGAUCAAACCUGAGAUCUAUGCUUCGGUCUUCUACUAAAAUGUG
This is a messenger RNA of Saccoglossus kowalevskii, 1470 nucleotides long. RefSeq names its product arsenite methyltransferase-like. Gene Ontology annotation, molecular function: arsenite methyltransferase activity. NCBI's taxonomy places the organism in Eukaryota, Metazoa, Hemichordata, Enteropneusta, Harrimaniidae. Gene Ontology annotation, biological process: arsonoacetate metabolic process; toxin metabolic process. The record is from RefSeq and is a predicted model, not a curated record. Gene Ontology annotation, cellular component: cytosol.